Molecule: messenger RNA, 1334 nt
Organism: Nicotiana attenuata
Lineage: Eukaryota; Viridiplantae; Streptophyta; Magnoliopsida; Solanales; Solanaceae
Product: hydroxyphenylpyruvate reductase-like
Exons: 3
Coding region: 87-1022 (311 amino acids)
Cellular component (GO): cytosol
Molecular function (GO): hydroxypyruvate reductase [NAD(P)H] activity; NAD binding; glyoxylate reductase (NADPH) activity
Source: RefSeq, a predicted model, not a curated record
CAAAAGCAAAAAAGAGCUCUUUCAAAACUUGCGUACUGAAGUGCGAAUGAACAAAAAAGAGCUCCUUCUGUCCUAGUAAAGCAAAAAUGGAGGGGAUAGGGGUAUUAUUGAUGCGUCCGCUGUCCAAUUACCUCCAGCAAGAGCUAGCCAAACGUUUCACUCUCUUCAAAUACUGGGAAAUUCCCUCUGAAUCUCUCAAACAACACUCCGACUCCAUCCGAGCAGUAGUGGGGAAUGGAGUUCAGGGAGCUAAUUCGGCGUUGAUUGAUUCGCUACCCAGAUUGGAAAUUGUAUCGAGUCACAGUUCAGGGCUUGACAAGAUUGAUUUGGUGAAGUGUAAAGAGAGAGGGAUUAGGGUCACUUCCACUCCCGAUGCUCUCACCGAUGACGUUGCUGACAUGGCCAUUUUACUCACACUCGCAACAUUGAGGAGAAUUUGUGAAGCUGAUCAAUUCGUGAGGAAUGGGAUUUGGAAGGAAAAGGAUUUCAAAUUGACCGCUAAGUUUAGCGGCAAAUCAGUAGGUAUAGUAGGUUUAGGGAGAAUUGGUUCAGCAAUUGCAAAAAGAGCUGAAGCUUUUGGAUGUUCAAUCAGUUAUCAUUCACGUUCACGAAAACCAGAGUCAACGUACACCUAUUAUCCACGUGUAAUCGACUUAGCCUCCAACUGUCAGAUCCUCGUUGUUGCUUGUGCCUUAACUGAUGAAACUCACCACAUUAUCAACCGUGAAGUUAUAGCUGCAUUGGGUCCAAAUGGAGUUGUUAUCAACAUUGCAAGGGGUUCUCAUAUUGAUGAAUCUGAGCUGGUAUCUGCUCUUGCAGAAGGCAGAUUGGGAGGAGCAGGGCUUGAUGUGCUUGAAUAUGAACCUGAAGCACCUGUGCUACUAGCUGGACUUGAUAAUGUUGUCCUAUCACCUCAUGUGGCAGCUAGCACUUUGGAGACUCGUAAGGACAUGGCUGACCUCGUGGUUGCAAACUUGGAGGCACACUUUUCGGACAAGCCAUUACUGACCCCUGUUAUUUGACAGUUUCUGGUAAAAGAUUCUCAGAAAGAAUGUCUGGAUCCCCCUCGCAAUGAAGCAUACACUUCUCGUCAUUUCAUAAGCCCCUGAACAUGUUAAUGAACUUGGAUUAUGCCUGAUUGGCCACGAGGAUGGUUCACUUCAGCUCUCUUGUGAAUGUUUAUAGUACGAGUAUGCAGUCAAGCACACCAACUAUUCAAGUUUGAGAGCCAAGAUACAGUGGUUGAAUCUCAGGCAAUGUUCAGCUCAAUGUAAGGACCACUUUAGUUUGAACAAUUUCUCAUCUUUUGAGUAUUCAAUCAACUAUCUGCUAUA